Molecule: messenger RNA, 1342 nt
Organism: Malania oleifera
Lineage: Eukaryota; Viridiplantae; Streptophyta; Magnoliopsida; Santalales; Ximeniaceae
Product: peptidyl-prolyl cis-trans isomerase FKBP19, chloroplastic
Exons: 10
Coding region: 81-851 (256 amino acids)
Cellular component (GO): thylakoid; chloroplast
Molecular function (GO): peptidyl-prolyl cis-trans isomerase activity
Source: RefSeq, a predicted model, not a curated record
GAGCGGAGAUCGUUUACGGUUUGGUUUAUCUUCCUGCAAAACACUUCCGCGAGUCCCCUCUUCCCUGAACUCUCUCUCUCAUGGCGUCAAUUUCAUGUAUUGGAUCUCCCCGGCAAUGCUUAGCGCUACCUUGUGGUGGAAAAGCUUCUCAAGCGAGAAGGCACGCCCAAAUGAAGCCCAUAUCUUUUCGGGAGGCAGACGAGUUUCCUACUUCGAAUGUAUCCAGCUUGUGUGAAAGCUGUGCCGUGGGUGGUGGACAAGUCUUUCAGAGAAGGGAUCUUUUAAUCUCAUCCAUUGGUUUCCUAGCAGGAGCCGGGAGUGCUUCAAAGGCUGGAGUAGCUGUUGCUUCUGAAUUUGCUGACAUGCCUGCACUUAGGGGAAAGGAUUAUGGCAAGUCAAAGAUGCGGUACCCAGACUACGUUGAAACAGGAUCAGGCCUUCAAUAUAAGGAUCUGCGAGUAGGAAAUGGGGCCAUCCCAAAGAUGGGAGAGACUGUAGUGGUUAAUUGGGAUGGUUACACCAUAGGAUACUAUGGUCGCAUAUUUGAAGCUCGAAAUAAGACAAAAGGUGGAUCAUUUGAGGGGGAUGACAAGGACUUUUUCAAAUUUAGAAUAGGGUCCCAACAGGUAAUACCAGCUUUUGAAGAAGCUGUUUCGAGCAUGGCCUUGGGUGGCAUUAGAAGGAUCAUAGUGCCCCCAGAGCUGGGAUAUCCUGAGAAUGACUUCAACAAGAUGGGCCCAAGACCAACAACAUUUUCGGGCCAACGAGCUUUGGAUUUUGUGCUGAGAAACCAAGGGUUGAUCGACAAAACCCUACUGUUUGAUAUUGAGCUCCUCAAAAUCUUACCAUAGUAACCUGUCAAGUUCAGCAUUCAAUCAUGGGUGCACCAUCUAAGCGCAUCAAUAUUACUUUUGGCCUUCUGAGAGGCAGAUCUUCUAGUAGGAAAAAGAGUCCUUAAACAGUCGCUUGUGUCGAUGGUGCCGAAAGAUUAUGAGCUGCCAGGACACCCAUUUUGUAGAUGCUGACUAAUUUCUUGAGCGUGGGGAAUCAUUGAUGAGAAGGUGAGAAAUGGUUGGUUCUCUCUGUUACCCUUGGGAUGAACAGGCAUGAUGAGCAGCACAUGGUUUAAGAUGAACUGGCAUGGUGAGCAGUACAUGGUUUGUGCUAACUGGUAUUCCCACUUAAAAGACCAAUGGGUGUGCAAAAUUAUAGGAGAUUUCAAAAUAUUUUUUGCUUUAUUCAGUCCUCAUUUAGUAUAUACUUAUUACCUAAAUAUGUAUGGAAAAAGAUUGUAUGGAUUGAACUUUGUGUUAUAAUGAAUCAGCAAUAAUUAUAUUCCCCA